AUGCUCAUAUAUCGCUACCCAGCUUCUGAAAAGAGAAUCAUGUUCGACAUUGUUGUCGGCGGCUCCAUCGGCUUGGGCAUGGGUGCCUACUGGUGGUACGGUCUCCACAUGCCAAAGGUUGAAAAGAAGGACGCUUUCUACGCCGAAUUGAAGGCCAAGAAGCACUUGGAGGACAACUAA
Babjeviella inositovora NRRL Y-12698 is the source of this 180-nucleotide messenger RNA. It is a transcript of the gene COX9, whose product is annotated as cytochrome c oxidase subunit VIIa. The record is from RefSeq and is a predicted model, not a curated record. NCBI's taxonomy places the organism in Eukaryota, Fungi, Ascomycota, Pichiomycetes, Serinales. The transcript is spliced from 2 exons. Gene Ontology annotation, biological process: mitochondrial electron transport, cytochrome c to oxygen. Bases 1 to 180 code for a protein of 59 amino acids.